UUUAGGUGGCAAUUCAGGUGCGUGGCGGGUUGCUGCCGGUGGAAAUGUUGUUGGGCGGCGCUUCGACUUUUACUAACUCGUUAAUGGGCCAGCUGCCUGCGCGGGUAGACAAAACACACUUCACUCUCCUGGCAGGCGAACAGCUGGACGAUGUAUAGAGUGGUAAUCUUAUCUGCUGUAUACCAUAAAUUAGACGGGCGUACAAGCAAUUUGUACGAUAUCGAUAGGACAGCAGCAAUUUCUGUACAAUAAUAAUAAUAAUUGCCCGCGAUAACGGUGUGCUGUGGUGAGCUGUGCAGUGUGAUAUUCGACGUUGUUUAAAAGAUUGUUACGGCGAGAACGGGCCAACAGUUAAGCGAGUGAUUUCAUAGCGUUAGCACACGCAAUCAAGUGUUCCGAGGUGAAUUUCGCUAGGAAAAGUCAAAACAAAUACACAAACACUCCCUUGAGUUCAUAGACAAAGACUUUCAGUGCACAAAAGUCAAGCGUUGCAGCCGUUCCGUGCGUGAGUGCGUGCCUUAAAGUAAACUGACGCGUGAAUUAGUGAACAAAAACAAAGAAAAAGAACUACAACUACAACUAACACAAAAAAAAAAUUGAGAAAAAACAGUACAACAUUUAACUAAAAAGUGUGGCAAUAAAAAAUCGAAUAAAGUUAGUGCUAAUUAUCUGAGUGAGAAAGACUGCUUGGACACACACACACAAGUGUUUUCGAAUAUUCGUUUUAUCAGCAUUUUCUGACAACCAAAAAUUUACAACAACGUUGGCCAGAAUGAAGUUAAGACUCUUACGUUGUUUACGUCAUACGAAACCGCAAGUGCCGGACGAAUUCCACACAACGCCGCAGGAUGUGGAGCAGCAGUUCACCGAGGUGCGCAAAUCGUUUCGUGAGGCUGUGAAAAUUUUGUUGCUGGGCACAGCGGAGUCCGGCAAGACGACAAUUAUCAAACAAAUGCGCAUUUUGCACAUAAAUGGAUACACAGACGAAGAACGCUGUGACAAAAUUCCGGAAAUAUACCAAAACAUCCAUGAAUCCAUCUAUCAGUUGGUGCAGCAUAUGUCUAUAUUGGGUAUCCAGUAUCAGAGCAUAGCGAGUAGAAAGUGUGCAGACUAUAUACUCUCAAUGGGCGAUCAAGCACCGGAAUACAUGAAUGAGGAAUAUUGCGAUCACAUAAUAACUUUGUGGAAUGAUGUUGGCAUUCGGACGUGCUUUGAGCGCUCCAAUGAGAUUCCGCUGCUAGACAGCACGAAAUACUUCCUCGACAAUUUUGAACGCAUCUCCGACCCCGAAUACGUACCAUCUACCGAGGAUAUAUUGCACAGCCGUAAGAUUACCACCGGCAUACAUCAGAUCACGUUCAAGGUGAAGGUGCCACGCACCAUGGGCGGCGGUGUGCAAGAGUUCCGCAUGUACGAUGUGGGGGGUCAGCGUGACCAACGCAACAAAUGGAUACAAGUCUUCGAGGGAAUUCAAGCGGUGCUUUUUCUCAUUUCCUGCGGUGACUUCGAUCAGAGUCUGCGUGAGGACCCGCGUCAGAAUCGUCUGCAAGAGGCGCUCAAUCUGUUUCGGAGUGUGUGGCAAAAUCGUUUUCUCGCCUCCGCCGGCUUCAUAGUCUUCCUGAAUAAACAGGACGUGAUGGAGCGCAAGAUACGCGCCGGGAAGCAUAUUGUCGAUUAUUUCCCAGACUUUGAAGAUUUCUGCAAUUCUCCGCAAGAAGGCAAUUACUUCGAUGAGUCUGAUUGGACGAAGCGCUUCAUACAGCACAAGCUUAUCGAUAUCACGCGUGAACCGUUCAAGCGUAAUUCUCGAAAUAACAUUGACUACUCGAGGCGAGAGUGCUACUAUCAUUUUACCGUUGCUACCGAUACGAGUUGCGUGCGGAAGGUUUUCAACGACGUACAUCAGAUGAUUCUGCAUCAGAACAUGAAAUUGAUGGGGCUGCUGUGAUGAGACUGUACAUUUAGCACGAAUGCGAAUUCGUGAAGCGAAAAUAUUAUAAUUAGUCGUAGUGUGAGUUUAUAAGUAGAUAAGUGCAGAGUUAAGUAAACGUCAGCAUAGUAUUAUGAUUAUUGUAAAUCCAUAUGUUAGUGUUAGGUCCGUGCCGAAUCUUUGAAUUUUUGAAUAAGCUUCAGAAUUUAGUGAAUUCCUAUUCUGUAACUGUGAUUUUAAUAGGGAUAUUUAUUGUAAGUAACAUUAGUAGUUUUAAAAAAUGAAAUUUUCUACCGAAAUUUAUAAUAACUUAUGAUUAACAGGAUAAAUAAUUAUAAGCAAUCAAACAGUAUGUGCAAAAGAACUUUUCGCCAAAGUUUGUAAAAAAACAUUAAAAUGACUUUUAGAGUUUUGAAAAAAUAAAAAUAUCUUAUUACUUGAAAAUACCAUCUCG
Bactrocera oleae (olive fruit fly) is the source of this 2384-nucleotide messenger RNA. RefSeq names its product G protein alpha subunit f (gene Galphaf). The record is from RefSeq and is a predicted model, not a curated record. NCBI's taxonomy places the organism in Eukaryota, Metazoa, Arthropoda, Insecta, Diptera, Tephritidae. Gene Ontology annotation, cellular component: heterotrimeric G-protein complex. Gene Ontology annotation, biological process: adenylate cyclase-activating dopamine receptor signaling pathway; sensory perception of chemical stimulus. Gene Ontology annotation, molecular function: GTPase activity; G-protein beta/gamma-subunit complex binding; guanyl nucleotide binding.